UUGUUUUAUUCAUUUAAAUACGUGUUUAUAUUAUUAAAUAACCUUAGAGAAAAAAUCUAUUGAAUCCUCAAGGCACGGACUGCAAAAAACUACGUCAUCUAUCGAUUUGGCAUAUGUAAAAAAAUCUAUUGAAUGCAGGACUAUAAAAGUUAUAGCAACUUGAAAUCGUAUAUCAGUCGAGUUCUUAAUUCAAAUAAAAGCUCUCUCCGAUAUGAAGACUAUCGUGGCACUUACUGUGUUGGUAGGCUUGGCUACCACCGCCUUGGCAUACAGCACGGAACAUGACGACCUGGACAUCGCAGCGAUUGUUGCCGAUAAGAACGAGUUGCAAAAAUUUAUUGAUUGCUUCACCGAAAAAGCGCCUUGCACUAAACUGACACAAGAUUUUAAAACCAAGUUACCCGAGGUUGUGCGCGAAGCCUGCGAAAAGUGUAACCCGACUCAGAAACAGAAGCUGAAAAUCUUCCUCGAUGGCUUGAACGAGAAGUUCCCUGAGGAAUACAACGCACUCAAGAAACAGUUCGACCCCACUGGCAAACUCUUCGAGGCCCUGAACGCCGCUCUCGCUAAAGCUUGAACAAUGAAAUUGUAAUGAACGUUUUUAACCAAUAAAUUGUAUCAUUUGUUUUUGAAUCAA
This is a messenger RNA of Papilio xuthus (Asian swallowtail), 637 nucleotides long. Its product is annotated as putative odorant-binding protein A10. The record is from RefSeq and is a predicted model, not a curated record. Lineage: Eukaryota; Metazoa; Arthropoda; Insecta; Lepidoptera; Papilionidae.